UUCCCAAGAUGGCGGCGCCCUUGCAGAAGUGCUGAAGAAGUGUCUCUGGAGAAAUAGUUGGAAUUGUUUGUUAUUAUCACCGCAACUAGCUUAUAACACACGUUUGUGUCAGAAGACCAUACAACAAGCGUCAUUGACAGCUCGAGCCUGACAACGCGUGGCGUGGUUGUGGCAGAGUGUCCGUGUGAAGAUGGGCCUCGUCUCGAGCCCCUUCCCAUAGCAAAGAGCAGCCGUGGGGAGAGAAACCGCAGAUUUCCCUGCAAACACAUACCGGUCGAACUUGGACCUGUCGGGUUCGACAUUGUUUACAAAUUGUGGACGCUACCGUACAAUUUUCUUUCAAGAAUUAUCUGUGCGACCGCGUCUAUAAUAGUCAGGAGACGGAAAGGUUUCCCACCCCGUAUCGAAGAGGAUUCUACCGUGCCAAGGACCCUGAUGAAAAUGGACUCGGAACUGCUGCACUCGCCGGUCGUGUGUCUGGCUGAGGAGGAGGAGGUGGACACGAGCGACUGGAACCUGCCGCUGGCCUUCAUGAAGAAACGCCACUCAGAGAAGAUCGAGGGUUCCAAGGCCCUGGCCCAGAGCUGGAGGAUGAAGGACAGGAUGAAGACAGUGAGUGUGGCCCUGGUGUUGUGUCUCAACGUGGGGGUGGACCCUCCUGACGUGGUCAAGACGUCACCCUGCGCCAGACUGGAGUGCUGGAUCGACCCUCUGUCCAUGAGUCCACAGAAAGCCCUGGAGACCAUCGGAGCCAACCUGCAGAAGCAGUAUGAGAACUGGCAGCCACGGGCACGUUACAAGCAGAGUCUGGACCCCACCGUAGACGAGGUGAAGAAGCUGUGUACGUCCCUGAGACGCAACGCCAAGGAGGAGCGUGUCCUCUUCCACUACAAUGGACACGGGGUCCCCCGACCCACCGUCAACGGAGAGAUCUGGGUCUUCAACAAGAACUACACCCAGUACAUCCCUCUGUCUGUGUACGACCUCCAGACGUGGAUGGGCAGCCCCUCCAUCUUCGUUUACGACUGCUCCAACGCAGGCAUCAUCGUCAAGUCUUUCAAACAGUUCGCCCUGCAGAGAGAGCAGGAGCUGGAGGUGGCAGCCAUUAACCCCAACCACCCCCUGGCCCAGAUGCCUCUCCCCCCCUCCAUGAAGAACUGUAUCCAGCUGGCCGCCUGCGAAGCCUCAGAGCUACUGCCCAUGAACCCUGACCUCCCCGCUGACCUCUUCACCUCCUGCCUCACCACGCCCAUCAAGAUCGCCCUGCGCUGGUUUUGCAUGCAGAAAAGUGCCAAGCUGGUGCCAGGGGUGACGUUGGACCUCAUUGAGAAGAUACCUGGGAGACUGAAUGACAGACGCACCCCACUGGGAGAGCUCAACUGGAUCUUCACUGCUAUCACUGACACUAUCGCCUGGAACGUGCUGCCCAGAGAUCUGUUCCAGAAGCUCUUUCGUCAGGACCUGUUGGUGGCCAGUUUAUUCCGCAACUUCCUGUUGGCCGAGAGGAUAAUGAGGUCAUACAACUGCACCCCUGUCAGCAGUCCGCGCCUGCCACCUACAUACAUGCACGCCAUGUGGCAGGCAUGGGACCUGGCUGUGGACAUCUGUCUCUCUCAGCUGCCCACCAUCAUUGAGGAGGGCACCGCCUUCAGGCACAGUCCGUUCUUUGCAGAGCAGCUGACAGCGUUCCAGGUGUGGCUGACCAUGGGAGUGGAGAACAGGAGCCCCCCCGAACAGCUCCCCAUCGUACUGCAGGUCCUCUUGAGUCAGGUUCACAGGCUGAGAGCGCUGGACCUGCUCGGCCGCUUCCUGGACCUGGGACCCUGGGCCGUCAGUCUGGCCCUCUCAGUAGGGAUCUUCCCCUACGUGUUGAAGCUGCUACAGAGCUCUGCGCGGGAGCUCCGUCCCCUGCUGGUCUUCAUCUGGGCUAAGAUCCUGGCUGUGGACAGCUCGUGUCAGGCAGACCUGGUAAAGGACAACGGACACAAGUACUUCCUGUCUGUCCUGGCUGACCCCUACAUGCCUGCUGAGCACCGCACCAUGGCUGUCUUCAUCCUGGCUGUGAUUGUCAACAGCUACACCACAGGCCAGGAGGCCUGUCUGCAGGGGAACCUGAUAGCCAUCUGCCUGGAGCAGCUCUCUGACCCUCAUCCCCUGCUCCGUCAGUGGGUGGCCAUCUGCCUGGGACGCAUCUGGCAGAACUUUGACUCAGCCCGCUGGUGUGGUGUCAGGGACAGUGCCCACGAGAAGCUCUACAGCCUGCUGUCCGACCCCAUACCUGAGGUGCGCUGUGCGGCGGUGUUUGCCCUGGGGACGUUUGUGGGCAACUCAGCUGAGCGGACGGACCACUCUACGACCAUCGACCACAACGUGGCCAUGAUGCUGGCGCAGCUCAUCAACGACGGCAGCCCUGUGGUCCGCAAGGAGCUGGUGGUGGCUCUGAGUCACCUGGUGGUUCAGUACGAGAGUAACUUCUGCACCGUGGCCCUGCAGUUCAUGGAGGAGGAGAAGAACUACCCUGUACCCUCACCUGCCAACACCUUAGAGCCCGGUAACCUGACUCCAGUGCGCGACAGCCCGGCCAUCCCGCGGCUGCGUUCAGUCAACUCCUACACCAACAUCAGAGCUGCCACCACCGCACGCAACCUCAACAAGAGCCUGCAGAACCUCAACCUCAACGAAGAGGGUGGUCCGGUGGCGUUCUCUCCGGGUAACCUGAGCACCAGCAGCAGUGCCAGCAGCACCCUGGGUAGCCCUGACAACGACGAGUACAUCCUCUCCUUUGAGACCAUCGACAAGAUGAGACGAGUCUCCUCCUACUCCUCCCUCAACUCCCUCAUAGGGGUGUCGUUCAACAGCGUUUACACACAGAUCUGGAGGGUUCUCCUGCACCUGGCGGCCGACCCGUUCCCAGAGGUGUCCGACCUGGCCAUGAAGGUCCUCAACAGCAUCGCCUACAAGGCCACUAUGAACGCUCGGCCCCAGAGGAUCCUGGACUCUGGCUCUCUCACCCAGUCGGCCCCUGCCAGCCCCACCAGCAAGGGGGCACACAUCCACCAGGCAGGUGGUUCUCCCCCCAUGCCCAGUGCCAGCAGCUCCAGUCUGACCAACGAGGUGCCCAAACCCCCGAUACGCGGAGGAGAACAGCCCCCCACGCGACCCCCCUAUACCCCCACGCUGGGCGGACAGGCCCCCCACUCCCACCAGUUCCCACGCACUCGCAAGAUGUUCGACAAGGGGCCCUCCGGCUCUGAACUGGCCGGGGAUGAUGCAGAUGACCCAGGAGGUCACAAGGCCUACAUGAAUGCCAACCUGUCUACAGGGCUGUGUGACUGGAGCGCCAAGUACUUUGCUCAGCCUGUUAUGAAGAUUCCAGAAGAGCAUGAUGUGGAGAGCCAGGUGAGGAAAGAGAGGGAGUGGAGGUUCCUGAGGAACGCCCGCGUUCGAAAACAGAGUCAACGCAUCACGCAGAGAGGCGUGACGCGUCUGGAUGACCAGAUCUUCAUCAACCGUAACCCUGGCGUUCCCUCCGUGGUCAAGUUCCACCCCUUCAACCCCUGCAUCGCCGUGGCAGACAAAGACAGCAUCUGUUUCUGGGACUGGGAGAAGGCGGAGAGGUUGGACUAUUUCUACAACGGGAACCCUCGCUACACCCGCAUCACAGCUAUGGAGUACCUCAACGGACAUGACUACUCCCUGCUGCUCACUGCUACAGAUGACGGGGCGUUGCGUAUCUGGAAGAACUUUGCGGACCAGCGGAACCCCGAGAUGGUGACAGCGUGGCAAGGCCUUUCCGACAUGCUCCCCACCACCCGAGGUGCAGGCAUGGUGGUAGACUGGGAGCAGGAGACGGGGCUGCUGAUGACGUCUGGAGACGUGAGGGUCAUCAGGAUCUGGGACACGGAGAGGGAGAUGAAGGUCCAGGACAUCCCAACGGGGGCAGACAGCUGUGUGACUUGCCUAUCAUGUGACUCACAGCGGUCUCUCAUCGCAGCGGGGCUGGGCGACGGCUCGGUCCGCCUCUAUGACAGGAGGAUGGGCGCCAACGAGUGUCGUGUGAUGACGUACCGGGAACACUCGUCCUGGGUGGUCAAGGCCCACCUGCAGAAGCAGACGGACGGCAAAAUCAUUAGUGUCAGUGUCGAUGGAGACGUGCGGUUUUUCGAGCUGCGGUCGCCGGACUCUGUGAACGUGCUGCAGACGGUGAAGGGGUUAACGGCGCUGGACAUCCAUCCACAGGCCAACCUGUUCGCCUGUGGAUCGAUGAACCAGUUCAUAGCAGUGUACAACUCCAACGGUGACGUGAUCAGCAACAUCAAGUAUUAUGACGGUUUCAUGGGCCAAAGGAUCGGGGCUAUCAGCUGUUUGGCCUUCCAUCCCUACUGGCCCCACCUGGCGGUGGGCAGCAACGACUACUACAUGUCCAUCUACUCAGCGGAGAAGAGGCUCAGAUAACCCCUCAGCGUCACCCCCACCCCCCCCGAACUUUAGCUUUGACCCCUGACCUCUCACCCUCGGAGCCAGGAUGUAAAUGACUUCUAAUGUACAUAUGCAAUUGUUACCACCCCUGAAUGUUCUAUAGUGAUGGCUGCUGACAAACUUGUGUUAUGAUGUUGACUUACAUGAUUAUUCUUGAUCGUUUUAUUCAUAUUCUUAUUAUGAAGCUAUUGAUUGUAGACUUGGCUGUGCUGAGGAGCGUGUAUAUUUAAUUGCGUGUAUACAGAGAUGAAUAAUAGGUCUAUUUUAAAGGUUCCAGCCUUGGCUGGGGGAGACAGGCGGUGUCGCUACCUGAAUGAACUCGGAAUGACCUCUACAUUAACUUUCUAUGACCUCUAUGCAUCGGGGUCAAGAGGCUAUCGAGAGAUGGACAAUUCCCUCUCUCACACACGACUCUGGACCUGAAAGGCGUGGCUCAUGGACGCCCGCACGACCCUUAUCGAAAGCCCCCCCCCCCCCGCUGUAGCUAAUAGACUUUCUCUCACUGUUCGCGUACAAGAUGGUGGACUACAGGCUUUUCCCCUGAAACGGCCAGGCACUUUGACAGACGGGGCGCAUCUGGUGUGAGAGAAGGUGAAGUGUAGAACAGAGCACAGAUGAGCCCAAAGUGGGCCCACAGCCUUGGACACAAACCGAUGCCCAUACAGAUGUCCACUACCAUGCUAUACUGUAGGACUAACCAGACGUUGCAUCCAUGCUCCCUCACCCAAUUGUGCUAAACUCACCAACCUUUGCCAUUCAUCUCCAUUGUCCUAUGCCCAAAGGCUGACCCCAUGUCCAUAGCGCAAUGGGUGACUAUUGCUCAGCUCUAUUCCCAAGAUUGAUGCUACUUGUCUGCCCUACCUGCAAAGCAAUAAUGAAUUAGCUAGGAGCUCUCUACAGCCUCCAAGCUUCUGCUGCUCCAGCUCCAGACCCCCCCACUCAUCGGCUGAGCCAUACCCGCCUGAGGAGCCCCAGCACUGGGAGACACGGAGCAGUUUGCUGGGGUCCUGAAGUAUCAGUUCCAGAGCUCUGGCUGAGGCCUGCUUGACCCAUGCCCAGCCCCAGUCUUUCCUACAGACCUAACCCCAGCCAGAAGCACCCCGAGGCUGGGCGAGAAGAAACACAGCGCCCACUGCAUCCCCUCGUCCCCAUUGACACCAAUGGGGACGAGGGAAUGGGGUUCUGCUGCUACUUUGCUGCAUCUUCGCACACAGGCUUAUGAGGACUUUAUAAACUGUGUAUGGACUGUCCCCAGAAACACACACACCAGCCCUAGGCAGCCCUUUCCCCUGUGUGCCAACUACCAACCUCUACCCUGCUAUCCUUUUUGGAGAAAAGUCUACGGCAAUUUUUGUCUAUCUUAGUUUUUUUUUCUUUUAACCUUGGUUUUAUUUGCCAGCCAUGUUUGGUUUCUUUAGCAGAAAGGGAGUUUCAAGAAGAUUGGGAUAGAGAAGUUGGGUUGAAAAACAGGAGUGACUUCAGACCUUACUUGGUGUAAUACGAUGCACCGGUAAAUACACUGUAACGCUCCAAUGAUUCUUCUUCAGUUCAGUGUCCUUGUUGUCAAAAGCCACAGCUCCUCCUGUCAACCUCCAACACUAGCUCAACACCACAUAAUACCACGACGUCUCUGCAUGGUAGACUCACGGAGGUUUGACUGCCACAAGGUCUGGUGUUACUCUUGAUGUGACGAACUAAGAAGGUCAAAAUCAGUUCAGUGAGUCCUGAGGUGCCAGAAGGGUUUACCCCUCAACACUCGCUCCAAGUGCGGUAUCGCCAUUAAUGUGCCUCUAAUUAGGGGUCGCUUUUUUGGUUUGCUCUGUAUUACCUUCCUGUUUUUCUUUGAAACUAUUUUUUUUGCUCAGUUUUUUGUAAUUUUAUAUUUUUAAUUUGCUGGUGUUUGUUUGCCUUGGACCUCAGUGGGAUGGAGAGAUGGGAGAGGACUGUUUCUCCCCCUUUCACAGACGCUCUCACCCACACGGUGUCUCUCCUCAUACAGUACUCCCCCAUGGAUGCUACCCUCACCUUUUUGCCUCUAAAGUCCUCAGCUUGGCUAUCACCCUAGAAAGGAAUGGACAAUAAUGCUUUGCCUGUGGACUGAACCGGGCAGGGUAACCGGUAACACAUGCCAUGCAUUCUGUAGAAAGCGGCUGCACUCGCGGUCAUAACCAAGCCCCAGUACGCUCAGUAGCUCACCCUCUAGGGUACGGAGGAGGUACUGCAGCCUCCACUGCUUUCACUGACACCUACAGCAAAACCCCACAACGCUGUCUGUCAGCCAUGCUCAGAUUCACAUCUCUAGAUAUCCUGCUUUGAGUUUUAACAUUUUAGAUAUGGAAACAAAAUCAACUUUGAAUACUUAGGAGAAAUGAAAGCAAUCAGGUGUUUCUCUGUGACGGAAGACUGCUUUGCUGACUGGUUUAUAGGACAGGAGAUGAAGUCAGUAAAAUAAACCAAAUACUCAACAGUG
Molecule: messenger RNA, 6949 nt
Organism: Salmo salar (Atlantic salmon)
Lineage: Eukaryota; Metazoa; Chordata; Actinopteri; Salmoniformes; Salmonidae
Product: regulatory-associated protein of mTOR
Biological process (GO): regulation of autophagy; TORC1 signaling; cellular response to amino acid stimulus
Cellular component (GO): TORC1 complex; cytoplasm
Molecular function (GO): protein-macromolecule adaptor activity; protein binding
Source: RefSeq, a predicted model, not a curated record